UUAAAUAAGACAACUUUUUCAACUCAAGAGUAGCGCCAUACACGACGGGAUAUUUUACUGUCAGAUUUAAAAGUUUCAAUAAAAGAUGGAUUUGAGGAGUUUAGUAGGCCUACCUGGUGUUCUGCUACUCUUCGGUUUGGUCGCUGUGUUCGCGCAAACUGCCGCACCAAGGAUAGUGUGUGAGACUAAGAAUGGAACAAGCUGUGCGGAAUGUCUAACGAUUGUGACGUGCCUGUGGUGUCAGAAGACUAAGAUGUGUAUCACGUACCCAGUCAACACCAUCCUCCCCCCGCACACCCUCUGCCCCCUCAAGGAUGCACGCUGGGGGCGCUGCUGGGUAAAUUUCCAGUCCUUGAUCAUCGCCAUGGCGGUGGUGGGUGGAGUCAUUAUCAUCGCCUUCCUGGUCUGCCUCUUCUGCUGCUGCAAGUGUGAACACAUCGGGUCUACGAGGUUCGAUGCCAAGAUGGAGAGACGGACCAAUAAGAUGAAGGGAAAGCAGGAAGAGAGAAAGGCAGAGAUGAAGAUGAGGCAUGAAGAAAUCAGAACGAAAUAUGGUCUCAGUGGGUCCAACCCGUACUCCAAAUUCUCUUGA
Messenger RNA from Salvelinus namaycush (lake trout), 592 nucleotides. Its product is annotated as pituitary tumor-transforming gene 1 protein-interacting protein-like. The transcript is spliced from 7 exons. Gene Ontology annotation, biological process: protein import into nucleus. The record is from RefSeq and is a predicted model, not a curated record. Gene Ontology annotation, cellular component: nucleus; cytoplasm. NCBI's taxonomy places the organism in Eukaryota, Metazoa, Chordata, Actinopteri, Salmoniformes, Salmonidae. The coding region runs from base 86 to 592 and encodes 168 amino acids.